Molecule: messenger RNA, 846 nt
Organism: Cannabis sativa
Lineage: Eukaryota; Viridiplantae; Streptophyta; Magnoliopsida; Rosales; Cannabaceae
Product: upstream activation factor subunit UAF30
Exons: 3
Coding region: 287-589 (100 amino acids)
Cellular component (GO): nucleus
Source: RefSeq, a predicted model, not a curated record
GAGAAGAAAAUUACUUUUAUAGGGGCUGCCUGCCACCCUUUUCACCAGCGCCGGCCUCAGCAACUCACUCUUCCCGACAGGGACAGCAGCUAUCCUCCUCUCUCUCUCUCUCUCUCUCUCUCUCUCUCUCUCUCUCUGACAUACAUAGGCAGCCGCAGAAACCCUCUCUCUUUCUCUAUCUCUCUCACAUAGGCAGCCACUGCAACCCUCUUUCCUCUCGGUCUCUCUCUGGUAACUCUAACCUGCAACUUUGAUUCCUGAAAGAUUAGAAUCAAGUGUGUGAACAAUGUUGCCACCUCGGAUGAAGCAGGCCAUUACAGAUAACCCAAAGAAGCUGGCAAAUUUGAUUGAUCUUAUAAAUCUUCCUACGCCAUUAAGGGAGUUCAUGGGGCAGUCUCAGACUUCUCGUCUUGGCUGUUUCAUGCGUGUCUGGUCAUAUAUCAAGGAGAACAAUCUUCAGGAUCCCAACAACAAGAAUGUGGUCAAUUGUGAUCAUAAGUUGAGGAGUAUUUUAUUGGGCAAGCCUCAAGUUGAGUUAGCUGAUCUUCCUUCAUUGAUCAAGCUCCAUUUUCCAAAGAAAACAAGCUAAAUUGGCAAUUCAAGACAGCGUGCCUUCCCUCCACUUCCCCAAGGCGUAUCUCAAGCAAGAAACAUCCUCGUAACCUCAAUUUUGGCAUGUUGUCAUAAGUUUUGUAUUUUGUUUUCAUUCUUAUACUUGUAAUAAGAAAUUAAAAUCAGCAAUGCUACUUUCCUUUCACCACUUUUGUAAUGAGAACAAGCCGAACUUUUCUUAUUAAUUACUUGUCAAGGAAAAAGUGCUUUUCUUUAAGGGGCUAAAAGUAAAAA